CCAGUAUAUAAGAACGAUGACUGCCGGCGUCGUCACCAGCAUCAGUUCUCCACAUUACCAUGUCGCAACCCAUUGAAAUCACCCCAUUGAAGGACACUCCCUUGUUCUCCCCCAUCAAGGUGGGCCAGAACGAGUUACUCAACAGAGUGGUGUACCCACCAACCACCAGAAAGCGGUCCUUGAAAGACUGCACCCCAUCCGACUUGAACGUCGAGUACUACGACGCCAGAUCCAAGACCAAGGGCUCGCUCCUCAUCGCUGAGGCCACCUACGUGGGUCCCCAAACCAUUGGAAUUCUCGACACCCCAGGCAUCUUCACCGACCGCCACGUCAAGGCCUGGAAGGCUGUCACCGACAAGGUGCAUGCCAAUGGGUCUUUCAUCGGAGUCCAAGGGUGGGCCUUGGGCAGAAUUGCCAGCCCCUCGGUGUUGAAGGAGGCAGGCAUCGAUCUCCACGGUCCUUCUGCCAUCUACCCAGAUGAGGAAUACGAAAAGGCUGCCAUUGCGGCUGGAAACCCUAUCAAGGCGUUGACUGAGCAAGAAAUCCACGACUACAUCUACAAGACGUUCUCCAGCGCUGCCAAGAACGCCAUAGCUGCCGGUUUCGACUACUUCGAGAUCCAUGGUGCCCAUGGCUACCUUGUGGACACCUUCCUUCACCCUUCCAGUAACCAGAGAACUGAUAAGUACGGUGGCUCCAUCGAGAACAGAGCUAGAUUCGUGUUGGAGCUCGUGGACCACUUGAGUGAGGUCAUUGGUGCUGACAAGCUUGCCAUCAGACUUUCGCCAUGGGCCAAGCACCAGGGUAUUAAGGCCGAGCUCGAGGAAGUCCACCCCAUCACCACCAUCAGUUACUUGUUGCACGAGUUCCAGAAGAGAGCUGAUGCUGGCAAACAAUUGGCCUACAUUUCCAUCGUGGAGCCUAGAGUCAGUGGUAACAAGAGUGUUGCCGUUGAAGACCAGACUGGUAGCAACACCUUUGUGGGAGACAUAUGGAAGGGUGUGAUCCUCAAGAGUGGUAACUACUCAUACGAUGCACCAACCUUCAACACCUUGAAGAAAGACGUGGCCGACAACCGUACCUUGGUUGGGUUCUCCAGAUACUACACCUCCAACCCCGACUUGGUUGACAGAUUGUACCAUGGCCACAGCUUGGAACCAUACGACAGACCUACUUUUUACACCAACAACAACUGGCGUUACAACACCUACACCAACCACGGUGAAGAGAACACUCACGAUCAAGAAGUAGAGGAGAAGAGAACUGUGAAGGAGAUUUCCGUCACUGCAUAAGUUUAGCGAGUAUAGACGAAUAGAAUAACGAAAUAGUUCGAUGUAGCCUGACAAGAAGGAUUAGAGAGAUACAUCUCGGGGAUUAUUAAUAGAUGAGUAAGU
Molecule: messenger RNA, 1394 nt
Organism: Suhomyces tanzawaensis NRRL Y-17324
Lineage: Eukaryota; Fungi; Ascomycota; Pichiomycetes; Serinales; Debaryomycetaceae
Product: alkene reductase
Exons: 1
Coding region: 60-1292 (410 amino acids)
Molecular function (GO): FMN binding; NADPH dehydrogenase activity
Source: RefSeq, a predicted model, not a curated record